CAGGGAGGUGGGCUUAGCUCCUUCGUCACCGAAACUUCAGUCUCGAUUGAUCAAAGAGCUACUCUCAGGUGACACAAAGAUCCCAGGUGACCGACAGUCAUGAGGUUCCUUUACCUGCUUCUUGCUGUUCUCUUCUUCCUCUUCCAGGCUUCCUCAGGCUUUGUGGACGUCGCCCCAGCUGACACCGUGGCAUGCAGAAGUCAACAGAAUUUCUGCCGCCUCGGGACCUGCCCUCCAACAUUUGAAGCUUCAGGCACUUGCCACAACGGAGCCUUGCUUUGCUGUUCAAAGUAAAGUGCUACCCAAGCUGUGGAAAACCACACGGGUUCCAGGAGUCUAAGAGAUUUCCUCACAACACCAGAACCAUUCACACUGCCUGACGGAAGCCUACUCAAUGAAUUCCUUUUUCUAGACCUUCCUGCAAGAUCAUUAGAACAAAAGUUUCCUACAACCAUAUGAUGGGGUGGGGGAACAACCAAUCAAAGUCAUCUCCAGCUCUCCGAGACCCACUUGUCUUGCUUUUAAUUAAUACAGCGGCCUUGCCAGCACUUUGCAUGAGUAUUCCAGUCUACCUCGCCGGGAUGUUUCCAAUACUAAUCAGUUCAUGUUUUUGCAGCUGUUUGGGAGAUGAAGGAUAAAACAUAUUCAAAUUAUGAUUUUAGUCAUGAAAAAAAUAAAGGGUAUUUUAACCUUAUUGCUGUGAUCGUGCACUGUUGUGUUUUUUUUAAGCCAGUAAUAGGUUGGCUUCAGAGGUUGGAUAGGAAACAGUUAUUGAUGUAAACGGUUUUUCUUUUUUAACAUCUGCGCCCGAAAGCUUGCUAAGAACUUUUUUCCAACGACUCAGUUGGUCUAAUAAAAGAUAUCACAUCUA
This is a messenger RNA of Alligator sinensis (Chinese alligator), 871 nucleotides long. RefSeq names its product gallinacin-10-like. The record is from RefSeq and is a predicted model, not a curated record. The transcript has 3 exons. Gene Ontology annotation, biological process: innate immune response in mucosa; defense response to Gram-positive bacterium; defense response to Gram-negative bacterium. The coding region runs from base 100 to 294 and encodes 64 amino acids. Gene Ontology annotation, cellular component: extracellular region. Gene Ontology annotation, molecular function: CCR6 chemokine receptor binding. Lineage: Eukaryota; Metazoa; Chordata; Crocodylia; Alligatoridae.